UCUGAGUACGCAGCAAGGCACUUGUUGAAAGUAGCACAGAGAAAGGCAAAGGAUCGAUCGAGAGAGACCGUCAGUGCUGCCUGGAUAUAGAGGAGGGGAGAAGUUCCCAACACAUCCCUGUGAUCUUUCAGCAGCCUCGCCUCCUGGAAAUCCCGACGCACCCCCCACCCCCCUCGGUAUUUUUUGAAUGCGCCAUGCCCCAGCGAGUGCUGUGCUACAAGGGGCAGGAUUACCAGACCCUGCGUCGUUCAUGUCAGCGGCAGAAGAGUCUGUUUGAAGACCCUCACUUUCCUGUCACUGAUGAUUCUGUGUAUUACACCCGAUCGCCGCCUGGGAUUAUCGAGUGGAAACGGCCCGGCGAGCUCUGUGUGGACCCGCAAUUGUUCGUGGAUGGGAUCAGCUCGCGGGAUCUGCACCAGGGGAGCCUGGGGAACUGCUGGUUCGUGGCUGCCUGCUCCUGUCUGGCAACGGAGUCCUCGCUUUGGAAAAAGGUCAUCCCGGACCACGCGGAUCAGGAGUGGGAUCCGAAGCGGCCGGAUCGCUACGCCGGGAUCUUCCGCUUCCGCUUCUGCCGGUUCGGUACCUGGCUGGACGUGGUGAUCGACGACCGCCUGCCCACCACGGGCGGCAAGCUCCUCUUCUGCCAGUCGGACGACCGCCGCGAAUUCUGGUGCUCGUUGCUCGAGAAGGCCUACGCCAAGUUGAACGGCUGCUAUGAGGCCCUGGAUGGGGGCAAUACCGCAGAUGCCCUGGUGGACUUCACGGGAGGUGUCUCCGAACCCGUGACCCUGGACGAAGGGCACUACCGGGACGCCCUGGAGAAGAGAAAGAAUCUUUACCAGAAUUUGCUGAAGGCCCACUGCAGGAGGUCGCUCAUCAGCUGCUCUAUUCGGCCUGAGGCUGGCAACCAGCUGGAGGCCCAGAUGGGCUGCGGCCUGGUGAGGGGCCAUGCCUAUGGGGUGACGGACAUACGUAAGGUCCGAAGAGCAAGAGAGCCCCGGGGCUACACGAGUUCAGACAGACGUAGCCAAGAUUCAAUUGACCUCAAGCCCAGUGGAGAGAGGCCGGCUUUGUCCGCGUACGGGAAACGCGGUCUCUGA
This is a messenger RNA of Stegostoma tigrinum, 1100 nucleotides long. Its product is annotated as calpain-5-like. The transcript is spliced from 9 exons. Bases 195 to 1100 code for a protein of 301 amino acids. The record is from RefSeq and is a predicted model, not a curated record. Gene Ontology annotation, molecular function: calcium-dependent cysteine-type endopeptidase activity. Gene Ontology annotation, biological process: proteolysis. NCBI's taxonomy places the organism in Eukaryota, Metazoa, Chordata, Chondrichthyes, Orectolobiformes, Stegostomatidae. Gene Ontology annotation, cellular component: cytoplasm.